Molecule: messenger RNA, 643 nt
Organism: Mya arenaria
Lineage: Eukaryota; Metazoa; Mollusca; Bivalvia; Myida; Myidae
Product: metallothionein-like
Exons: 3
Coding region: 101-289 (62 amino acids)
Molecular function (GO): metal ion binding
Source: RefSeq, a predicted model, not a curated record
GCAAAAUUGCCAUAAAAUGGAAUACUUGAAACAGUUGCGCACAGUCCAAAUAUUAUUUUUGAACUUGUAACUUGUACGAAUACUACUUGAAGGAAUCAAAAUGGGUGAUCCAUGCGACUGCAGGAAAGGUGGAAGUUGCAGCUGCGGCUCAAACUGUAGCUGUAAGAACUGUGGGUGCACCGACUGCCCAAAGACAGCCGCCUGCAAAUGCAGCGUUACUUGCGCGUGCGGUGCGGGAUGCACUGGGCCUGACUCGUGCGGUUGUGGCAGCGAUUGCUCGUGCAAGUGAUGGGAUAACGUCACACAGUUACAGCGACGCACUCAGAAUCGAAUGAUGACGUCAUUUAUCGCUUAUCAUCGUCACAAUGUGCGUCGUUACCAAUCUACAGAUAACCGAUGGUGGUUCAAGAACUUUCUUCGGACAACUCAGCUCCAACUCACAAAUUGUUAGAUCAUCAAAAUAAUGCAAACUGUAUCAUGUUUAGUUAGCUAAACCCAAUUUUCUUUGUUUUCAAUUUCAAAAUUUGUCAAAAAAUACUCUUUUCUUAAAGAAGAACGCGUUUCUGACAAUGCAAAUUGUAACUGUGUGAAGUUAAUAUGUUACUGUAUGACAAUGUGUUCAAAAUAAAGAACAAAACUGUUA